Molecule: messenger RNA, 1966 nt
Organism: Cornus florida
Lineage: Eukaryota; Viridiplantae; Streptophyta; Magnoliopsida; Cornales; Cornaceae
Product: L10-interacting MYB domain-containing protein-like
Exons: 2
Coding region: 1211-1783 (190 amino acids)
Source: RefSeq, a predicted model, not a curated record
CGUCGAAACAAAUUAAAAUUUAGUAGGGAGAAUAAGUAAGACAUAAUAUUUUAGUAGUAAACAUUUUACUUAGAAAAAGAAAAACAUUUCAUUUCGUUUCUUCCGCCAGCAUUUCAAAUUUACCCUCCUUCCUCUCUUUUUCCUCUUGAACCAAAGCUCCUCUCUCUCCCUCUCUCAUUUGGUAAAUUCUUUUCACCGCUCCAACGACAGGUUUUCUUUUCUCUCUCACUCUUCUCUUUUCUUCUCAUGCAGAGGUCACUCUCUCUCUUCCUUCUUCACUCUCCAUCUUACAGAUCCUUUCUUCACUCAUUUUCUUUUCUAUUUUAUUUCUUCUUAUCAAUGUAUAUAUAUAUAUAUAUAUAUAUAUAUAUAUAUUUUUUUUUUCCCUCUUUGUUUUGAAUUAUAUUUAUUGAAUGGACCUGGUUGAAACACAAUUUUGUGCGCAUAUUUGUGUUAAAUUUGUUAUUUUGAGAUGGUUUUGGAGUACAAAGUUGUUUGACAAUUGAGAAUUUUUGUGGUUGCAUGUUACUUGUUUGGUAAAAGACCAGAGAGAAUUUAGCUGUCAUUCUAGUUGGUUGGAAUGUCUAGAGAAUGACAUGGGUAUAUGUAGGAGCUAUUAAUAUAAUUAUUAUAGUGUGUUAGAUAUGCUUUAUUUGAACUUGGAAGUAAUUUUGAAUUACCAAAAAAAAAAAAAAAAAAAGGGAACUUGGAAGUAAUUUUACUUGCAAAGAAGAAAAGAAGCUAUAAACAACAAUAAUAUAUUGGAAUUGGCUUUUAGUAAAAAUCUGGAAUAAUUGGUUGUAUCCAGUAUAUAGGACUUGUUCAAUAAUUAUAUUUGAAUAUUUUAUGUGAUAAUGACAAAUUAGUAACUUAUUCCCAUUCCCAUUCUAAUUGAGUUGAUAAAUUAUAAAAGAGCAUAUUGUCUGGGAACCUUCAAGGAUUGGAUCGUGGUUUGCUUCAUUGAUUUUCAAUUUUGUAUUAUCCUUACAAUUAUUAAUAAAAAGUAUUAUCCUUAUAAAAUCAACAACAUGAUACUAGUGCCUAGUGGUACUACUACCAUAAAAGAAUAAAAAAUUAAAAAAUUAAAAAUUAAUUGUAAGGAUAAAAAAAAGUAAUUAAAAAUACACUAGUACUGUAUUUUAAAAUUAUUAAUUAUAUAUUUUUAUUUGCUUCAUUGAAUAAAUUAUAUAAAUUUGAAGCAUACUUUAUAAUGUUAAUGGAAGAGGAAAAAACGAAGGGAAAUCGGAAAACAACCACGUUUUACCCCAAAGGUUGGAAAGCCAUCGAAGAGGGGAUGAAAAGGUUGAUCGGUAGGGAGUACACCAGACAACAAUUAAGGAAUAAAUUCUACCAAUUGAGAGACAGAUACAAGUCCUAUGAGAUAUUUUUAUUCAAUAUUGGUUCGUCAUGGGACUCUAAAUCAGGGCAGGUGACACUCACCGAGGCCCAGUGGGAGAAGAUGGACAAGAAAGUCAAGAAUGCUCGGCGGCUUCGGAGAAAAGGAUGCAAACAUUACGACUUGCUCUCCGACUUGUUUGACGACACAUCUGCCACUAGUGCCGGUGCCCACUCUUCGGCCAAAAGAACAUCCACUAGUCUUGGGGAUGAUGAUAAGGACAAAACUGGAAUUAAAGCCUUAAUGGCGGUGUUGAACGGCAUGGAAGGCCUUGAUAACGAUCGUUAUUUCAAGGCCGCACAUAUGUUCAUUGAGGAUGUGUUGUGGAGGAAAAUGUUUCUUGGGCUUGAUGAUGACAGAAAGGGGGCCCUGAUAUGGAGUCUCUGAUUUCAUCGCUGUUUGCUUAUGUGAUGAACAAUAUUUUUGUAUAUGCUUAUAACAUUAUGGUGGUCUUUUUUUGUAUAUGCUUAGUUUUAGACUUUUUAUGGUGAUAUUAUUGAAUUAUGAUGAAUAGAAGUGUUUUUUACUUGUGUUAAUGAUAGACAUAGUAUAUGAAACAAUGUAUGAAGC